AAACCCGUGGGUGAUCUGACUAUCAUGGAGCCUGAGGACUUUGAUUCCGAGGAAAAAGAGAUGUUAAGCUGGGAUAUUAAUGAUAUGAAGCUGCCACAGAACGUGAAAAAGACCGACUGGUUCCAGGAGUGGCCAGAUUCCUACGAGAAGCACAUAUACAGCUCAGAUGACAGGAAUGCGCAGCGGCACCUGAGCAGCUGGGCCAUGCGCAACACCAACAACCACAACUCGCGCAUCCUCAAGAAGUCCUGCCUGGGCGUGGUGGUGUGCAGCCGUGACUGCUCCGCCGAGGAGGGGCGCAAAAUCUACCUGAGACCGGCCAUCUGCGACAAAGCCCGGCAGAAGCAGCAGAGGAAACGCUGUCCCAACUGUGAUGGGCCUCUCAAGCUGAUUCCUUGCCGAGGCCAUGGGGGCUUCCCGGUCACCAACUUCUGGAGGCACGAUGGACGCUUCAUAUUUUUCCAGUCAAAGGGAGAACACGAUCAUCCCAAGCCAGAAACCAAGUUGGAAGCUGAGGCAAGAAGAGCAAUGAAGAGGGCACAGACAGCAUCCUCCUCUGUCUCCUUAAAGCUGAAGGGGAGCCCAGAGACAAAGUCUCUUCCAGGUGAAACACAAAGUUGGGGAAGUUUACCUUUAACUUGGUCUAUCCAGGAAGGCAUCCAAUUGCCUGGUAGUUACGGUGGACGUUUAAUAGCUAACACUCCCCAGCAGAAGUCACUGAAUGAUUCCUUAUUCUUCUCCAAGAGUUAUUGUUUGGGGGGAACCACUGAUCUGGUAGACCCUGCUUCUACCUUGGGCCCCACUAAACUCUAUGAGAAAUGCAAAUUGUCCAGUAGUUGGAUUUAUAAUAGUGGGGACCUGCUUCAUCCUGUUUCUGGAGUCUUCUCUGACUACGAUGAUCGGCAAACGUGGAAUAAAAACACUGCUUUGGGGAGAAAUUCUCUUAAUGACAAUCGUUGUCCCAAUUAUCCCUUUGCUUUGACCAGCUGGCCUUAUGAUUUCUCCCCUUCUCAGAACUCUUCAGAACGCUUUUCCCAGCAGAUUCCCGUGGAACCACCUGCAGCCGAAAGUAGCUGUCACCCACUAUGGCCAAAUCCAGGGGGUGAUCUUUACGAAGAGAAAGUGCAUGUGGAUUUUAACAGCUGCUACCCUUCCACCACAUGCCACUCACGUCAGGAAGACCCCUUUCUCCUCACCUAUACCCCCCACCCCCACCAUCAAUAUUCAUUGACAGGCAAGAGCAGCGAGUGGGAUUUUAAUGAAGAAAUGAGGGGCAUGGGUUUGGAUCACUACAACAAUGAGAUGCUUCUAAACCUCUGUCCUUUAAGAUGAUCCAAAUAGAAAUCCUUGGACACUACUAGCAGGAAUGUAAUUUAGUGCAGACGCUGUGGAAAACAGUUACAGAGGUUCCUCAGAAAACUAAAAGUAGAACUACCAUGCGAUCCAGCUAUUUUCCUUGUAGGUGUGUAUCCACAGGAACUGAAAUCCUUAUCUCAAAGAGGCACCUGCACUCCCAUGUUCACUGCAACAUUAUUCACAAUAACCAAAGUACAGAAACAACCUAAGUGUCCAUCAACAGAUGAAUGGAUAAAGAAAAUAUGGUG
This is a messenger RNA of Prionailurus viverrinus (fishing cat), 1604 nucleotides long. RefSeq names its product glial cells missing transcription factor 1 (gene GCM1). Gene Ontology annotation, cellular component: nucleus. The record is from RefSeq and is a predicted model, not a curated record. Gene Ontology annotation, molecular function: RNA polymerase II cis-regulatory region sequence-specific DNA binding; DNA-binding transcription activator activity, RNA polymerase II-specific. The coding region runs from base 25 to 1332 and encodes 435 amino acids. NCBI's taxonomy places the organism in Eukaryota, Metazoa, Chordata, Mammalia, Carnivora, Felidae. Gene Ontology annotation, biological process: cell differentiation involved in embryonic placenta development; gliogenesis; regulation of transcription by RNA polymerase II. The transcript is spliced from 5 exons.